Messenger RNA from Mauremys mutica (yellowpond turtle), 3320 nucleotides. RefSeq names its product solute carrier family 6 member 4 (gene SLC6A4). Gene Ontology annotation, biological process: sodium ion transmembrane transport; serotonin uptake. Bases 225 to 2234 code for a protein of 669 amino acids. The transcript has 14 exons. Gene Ontology annotation, cellular component: neuron projection; plasma membrane. Lineage: Eukaryota; Metazoa; Chordata; Testudines; Geoemydidae. Gene Ontology annotation, molecular function: serotonin binding; serotonin:sodium:chloride symporter activity. The record is from RefSeq and is a predicted model, not a curated record.
AGUAAAUGUAGGGUUAGGGUUACUCAGUCUUGGAUAACUCCAGGGGAAAGCACCUCAGAUUCAUCUGAAAGGCAGCUGCGUGUGUCUGCAGUCCCGUGGAUGUAAAGACUAGAGAGUUUCUGGCGGCAGUGGGAAGACAGAGAUUCAAGCAGCCACUUGACACAAGGGGAUUCUAGUCCAGGUCAUUCACAAAUGGACAGCAGCACCAUCUUUUAACCAGCAGAAUGGAGAAGUCAUCCAGCAAUGAGACCCAGACUCUUACUUCUAAGAAAGAGCUCUUGGACUGUACGGAAGGUGAAGAUUGCAAAGAGAAUGGACUCCUGGUCAAGAACCCUAAAUCCACCCUGAAGCUGGUGGAGGAUGGGAAUAAGGUCCACCCCAGCCAGGGAGAUAAAGGGGAAGCAGGUCAGAUCUCCAAUGGCUACUCAGUGGUUCAGAGCCCAGUUCCUUGCAAUGGAAUAGGAGAUGGGGAAGAUGUCCAGUGCACGGCCCCAGCAGCCACCACUACCACCACCACCACCACUUCCACCACUUGUGGGGUGGAGGCUCAACCACAGCUGCUGGAGCUGGAGGAAAGAGAGACCUGGAGUAAAAAAAUGGACUUUCUUCUCUCUGUCAUUGGCUAUGCAGUGGAUCUGGGCAAUGUAUGGCGAUUUCCCUAUAUAUGCUACCAAAAUGGAGGAGGAGCGUUUCUCAUCCCGUACACGAUCAUGGCCAUCUUUGGAGGCAUCCCCCUCUUUUACAUGGAGCUAGCACUGGGACAGUACCACAGGAAUGGGUGUAUCUCAAUUUGGAGGAAAAUUUGUCCUAUUUUCAAAGGAAUUGGCUUUACUAUCUGCAUAAUAGCUUUCUACAUAGCCUCCUACUACAAUACCAUCAUGGCUUGGGCCCUCUACUACCUCAUUUCAUCCUUCACGGCAGAGCUGCCAUGGACCAGCUGCAAAAACGCUUGGAACACCGGCAACUGCACCAACUACUUCACCAAUGCCAGCAUUACCUGGACCCCACACUCCAUCUCCCCGGCAGAAGAAUUUUAUACCCGCCACGUUCUACAGGUGCAAAGAUCCAAAGGGCUGGAUGAUCUGGGAGGCAUUAGCUGGCAACUGACCCUCUGCUUAUUGUUGAUUUUCACUAUUGUGUACUUCAGCAUCUGGAAAGGGGUCAAAACAUCUGGCAAGGUGGUGUGGGUGACUGCCACAUUCCCUUACAUCAUACUCUUUAUCCUGUUAAUACGAGGGGCCACAUUGCCUGGAGCCUGGAGGGGGGUUGUCUUCUAUCUGCAGCCUGACUGGCAGAAACUCCUGGCCACUGAGGUCUGGGUGGAUGCUGCAGCUCAGAUUUUCUUCUCUCUUGGUCCAGGUUUUGGGGUCCUACUAGCUUUUGCCAGCUACAACAAAUUCCACAACAACUGCUACCAGGAUGCAUUGGUUACCAGUACUGUGAACUGCAUGACUAGUUUUGUGUCUGGAUUUGUCAUUUUCACUGUGCUUGGAUAUAUGGCUGAAAUGAGGAAUGAAGAGGUUUCGGAGGUUGCUAAAGAUACUGGGCCCAGCCUUCUCUUCAUUACCUACGCAGAGGCCAUUGCAAACAUGCCUGCUUCGACUUUUUUUGCCAUCAUAUUUUUCUUGAUGUUACUCACUCUGGGAUUAGACAGCACGUUUGCAGGGCUGGAGGGGGUGGUCACUGCAGUGCUGGACGAAUUCCCACAUGUUUGGGGAAAGCGCAGGGAAUGGUUUGUUCUUGGUCUGAUCAUCACUUGCUUCCUGGGGUCAUUAACAACCCUGACAUUCGGUGGUGCAUAUGUAGUGAAGCUGUUUGAAGAAUAUGCUACAGGCCCUGCUGUCUUAACAGUGGUGUUUCUGGAAUCCAUUGCAGUGGCCUGGUUCUACGGCAUCAACCAGUUUUGCAGUGACAUGAAGGAAAUGCUGGGCUUCACUCCAGGCUGGUACUGGCGACUCUGCUGGGUAGCAAUCAGCCCCAUCUUCCUUUUGUUCAUCAUUUGCAGUUUUAUGUCCAGCCCUCCUGAUCUACGGCUUUUUGAUUAUAACUAUCCCUACUGGACCACUAUAGUGGGUUACUGCAUAGGAACCUCCUCUGUUAUCUGCAUUCCAAUCUACAUGGCUUAUCGGUUGAUAAUCACCCCAGGAACAUUUAAAGAGCGUAUUCUAAAAAGCAUUACCCCGGAGACAGCCACAGAAAUUCCCUUUGGGGACAUCCGCAUGAAUGCAGUUUAAGUAACAUUUUGGGGGGGGGGGAGGGGAAAAGGUGUAAAAGUUUAACUUUCCCCAUGCUCCCCAACCCUCCAUAUUCCCCUUUCCAAAUAAUUGAGUUUCCAGCUGAGCCAAGGAAUGGGUGAGCGUUUUCCAUGGAGGCCCAGACAACGGCAAUGUGCAUCUGGAAAAUUGGUGCCUCCAGCAUACAGAUCCAAGCAUUUCAACAAAAUCUGCUGCGCACUUCAAACCAGACUACGAGUUCACAGCUGAACUGAUUCAUUCUGAAAACAUGAGGAUGCAUAAACCACUAUAGGAUGAGUAUCAUCUAUUAGGAUUAGAUUUAGAAUCUCAAAUCUGUGACAGUACUCCUGUAUUUUUCUCAAUGUGAUCAUUUGUACUGGACCAUGUUGUAUUUGCUUCUAAAGAUCUCAUUGCUUAAACUGAGUUGAAAAAUACAGGAAAAUAGUUCUGAUAGCCAUAUAUUACCUGAGUAAUACAGAGUUUUCUUGCUUAAAAAUAAUAGGACCCUCAGAUCCUUGUUUUGCUGUGGAGUAGGGAGAGAAAGAUGUAGGAAACAACCCUGAAAAGCACUAUGUAUGAAGACUGUGUCCAGUUGCACACACAGUUGGUAGCAUUAUUCCCCUUCCUUCUUUAUACCACUUACUUUUCUGCACUUUAUGGACCACACCAGUUUUCAUUAGUUAUUUCUUGCAUAACAAGCACUUCACAAAAGAAUGAUUUUUAAAAUUCAGGACUUCACAAAAUACUCAGCCUCUUCUCUAUUCUCCUCUGGUACCAGUUAUACAAAACCCUCAGCCCAUCCAGCUCUUUGUCAUAGGUCAGCUGGCAAAUGUUUAAGUUGUUAGCAACUGCUACACUCUGGUGCCAUCUCCCUGUCUCUUUUAGCUGUAUAUUCAUGAUGAUAUUUUACAGACAGACUUAGCUUAUUUAUUCCUUUAGAAACUGUAGCCCAGUGGUGAAUUGUUUGGAGGUCAGAUGCUAGAGGUUGGACCAUCAGAGCUACAUAGACUUCUUUUACAGCUUUUUAUCGGAAUCAAACUGUGUUUUUUCCUAUUGUUUUCUGUUGCAAAACUAAAGCUUAGGGUA